CACUGCCGAUACGUCUUGUUGGUGGAAGUGACGCGCAUGCGUCCGGAGCUGUCAUUCCUAUUUUCCAUCCUUUGGUUUUGCUCCCCUUUCCCGGUUCGGCUCGGCUUGGGUUUCGGCCCUGGUUCUGCCCCGUCUCUGUUUUGGUUCGGUCUGCUUCUAGUAUCGCCCACCCCUCCCCGCUGUGCGGCGCUGACUCGUUCACACAGACGGCUGUUCAGAGACAAGGGAAGAUGUCCACCACCGCAGGCGGAGAGUUCGGUAACCCGCUGCGGAAAUUCAAGCUCGUUUUCCUGGGCGAGCAGAGCGUGGGGAAGACCUCCCUCAUCACCAGAUUCAUGUACGACAGCUUUGACAAUACCUACCAGGCAACCAUUGGAAUAGAUUUCCUGUCAAAAACAAUGUAUUUAGAGGAUCGUACGAUCCGGCUGCAGCUCUGGGACACGGCCGGACAGGAGCGAUUCCGCAGUCUCAUUCCCAGCUAUAUCCGCGAUUCUGCCGCGGCCGUCGUGGUGUACGACAUCGCAAAUCUAAACUCCUUUCAACAAACCUCCAAGUGGAUCGAUGAUGUCAGAACAGAGAGAGGAAGUGAUGUCAUUAUCAUGCUGGUCGGGAACAAAACAGACCUGGCUGAUAAGAGACAGGUCUCUAUAGAGGUGGCUGAGCGGAAGUCCCGUGAGCUCAAUGUGAUGUACAUAGAGACCAGCGCCAAGGCAGGCUAUAACGUCAAGCAGUUGUUCCGUCGUGUGGCUGCUGCCCUGCCUGGGAUGGACAGCACACCUGAGAAAAGCAAAGAGGACAUGAUCGAUAUCAAACUGGAGAAGCCUCCUGAACAGCCAGUCACUGAGACCAGCUGCUCCUGCUAAUCCCGUCCCCCUUUUUCAACAGCUCGUCUCCCAUUGGCCAUUUACACCAACCAUGUCAGACGCCAUUGGCUAGAGAACCUACUUCCAGACGGCUCAGUGACUAUCCGGAGUAACCGUGUGGAUGUGCUAUUACAUUUAAACGAAACAAAAUUAAAAUUUUAAAACUAAUCAAUUUAAAACCACAGGAUAAGUUUAAAUGCUGAAAAGUUCAAAUCUCAUCUAUUACGACUGCAUGGCGUAUUUAGGAUUGCAGACUGAGAUAGCUUCUCCCACCUCUCUUCAGUUAUUGCACUUUUUUUUGUUUUUUGAAGCAAAAAUGGUGCCGGUACACUCUUGUCAUUGUUGAAUUAUAAUAAUAAAAAUUAUAAUAAAAAAUGUGUGUUUCAAAAAGAAAAAUGUGAAUGUUUGAGAAGGCCACUGCUGCUGUUCUAGAAGUAAAUCUUUUUUUUUGUGUGUGUGUGGGUGUGUGGUUGUUUUGUUCAUUGUGUGAAGCAGCACCUUUGUCAUAGGGCUGUGCCCCUGGCUGUAGCAUUAGAAUGCACUGGGCUCUUCUCUGUUUGCUAUCAUUCUUCAUUCUGUAGCUCCAGCAUUGAGAUUGAACUCCUCUUUAAAUGUCCCGAUCUGGCUUUGAGCUGCUACUGUAGAACCAUGCUUGCAUGGCCUUUGCCUGCACUUAUUCACGUCACACAGUUUAAAUGCAUGAUGUUUUUUAGAACAGAGAAUCACCGGCAGUGGUAAACAGCUUCUCCCAAUCAUAGCAAAAAAAAGGUGGUGGAGGCAUUUAAAAAGACAAAAUAGUUAAGUAACAAAACUCCGCGCUCACGAGAAACACAUCUAACGUAAAGAGGAACGAAAUGUAAACUCAAUUCAAAAAUGGGGUAAAGAAUUAAAAACAUUGUAUUGAAAUGCUAAUACCAGUUUACUGUUAGUUAUUAAGAUGCCAACAGUUGUGUUCCAGAUUCAGAUUGUAUUUCCAUUCUAUUACCCUCGAAUAGCUGCCAGUUUAACCCUAAUUGGGCACGCCUGAGAAAAGCCAUCAUCACAGAUGGGGUUUGCAAUCUAUAUUCUUAUUGAUAUUAUUGUAUGGGUUAUUAAAUGUGUUAGUUACCUAUUAAUCCACUUUAACAAUACAAUCUUAACUCGUAGGUUGAUGUAAUUAUAUGUCUGAAUGCCUCCUACCGUCAUGAAGAGUUCAUCUAAUAGGCUUUUAGUAAAACAAUGAACAUUACAAAGACUAGAAUGAACGUGUUGCUGUAUUAGAAUGGCAUUAAGCAAUCAGGACUAUUCAUUCGGAUUGUAUUGUCUUGUGAUGGGCAGCCUAAUCAAGCUGUACAUGGAUUCCUGGUUUGCUGAUUUAAAAUAAGCCUUGUCACCUCACAUAAUGGAGAGGCAGCUGUACAGCAAACCUGUGAGUGUCGCUGUGUGGUUUUAUUAGGAGGACAAGAAGCAAAAACUUGAGAAAGCAUCUCCCAAAAAUCCCUUGAAAUAAUAAGACAUGGUUUAUCCUGACGAGCCUUACAUCUUUAAUAAGGCUUGAGUACCACGGUUUAAUAACCCAUAGUUAAACCCAAUCUGAAGGUUAAAAUGACCCCCUACUGUGCAGUGCAGCUGUCUUGUUAACAGUAAAAAUAAUGUUGUCUAGGGGGUGCACUCCCUUAUUUCUCCUGCAGGAGGCAGGCUUUUGCACUCCGAGGCCUUGUGCUUUAAGGAGAUGCUUUUCUUGAGAACAGGAAAGAGGCCUCGAGUUCCCAAAGUAUUUCCCGAUACCAAUUGAUUGAACAGGAACACAAAUGCUGUGCUUAUGCCUAAAAUAGGUGCUGUUUUGCUAAUCGCAGUAGUAGGAGUAAAGUAGCAGUAUUGUUACAAAUAUUUAUUUGGUUUUAUAAUACUUGACUGUUUUGUAUUAUUUGCUUGACCAAAAUGAU
Messenger RNA from Acipenser ruthenus (sterlet), 2788 nucleotides. RefSeq names its product ras-related protein Rab-6A-like. NCBI's taxonomy places the organism in Eukaryota, Metazoa, Chordata, Actinopteri, Acipenseriformes, Acipenseridae. Gene Ontology annotation, molecular function: GTP binding; GTPase activity. Bases 231 to 863 code for a protein of 210 amino acids. The transcript has 8 exons. The record is from RefSeq and is a predicted model, not a curated record.